Closterium sp. NIES-67 is the source of this 1377-nucleotide messenger RNA. The record is from the annotation of a GenBank genome assembly. Lineage: Eukaryota; Viridiplantae; Streptophyta; Zygnematophyceae; Desmidiales; Closteriaceae.
CUUCAAUCUCCUGUCAGCCUCUUUGAGCCAACAAGGUCGAGAAAAGCUUUUUGAAUUGUCUCUCUUGUCACGAGCCUGUCCGAAGCAGGCUGCUGUGAGAUUCUGGUCAGAGGUUGAAAGUGAACCCGAUCGCGGUUACAGUUUUGAGUUCGCGAUCUUCAUUCGGAGUCCUCCCCGGAUACACAGCAGCCGCCAUGUCAGAGGAGACGCAGAGUCUGACCGGGACGGUCGGCCUGGCCACAAAGACAGGCGGGUGGAUAAAGAAGGACGAAGUCAAGCAGGCCGUCUCCAGCUAUGAGAACUACCACGAGAGCUUUGGAGGCAGCGACAACUCUCGCAAGUCCAACUACACCGACAUGGUGAACAAGUACUACGAUCUGGUAACCAGCUUCUACGAAUACGGCUGGGGAGAGUCGUUCCACUUCGCCCACAGGCUGAGGGGCGAGACCCUACGGGAGAGCAUCAAGCGCCACGAGCACUUCCUGGCUCUUCGCCUCGGGCUUCGCCCCGGCAUGAAGGUGCUGGAUGUCGGUUGUGGCAUCGGCGGGCCGUUGAGAGAAAUCGCCAUCUUCAGUGGCGCCACAGUGACGGGGCUCAACAACAACGAGUACCAGAUCUCUCGUGGCAAGGUGCUGAACCGCCGCCACCGCUGCCUGGAGGCGUGCGGGUUCAUCAAGGCGGACUUCAUGAGCAUCCCCGUGCCCGACGCGUCCUUUGAUGCUGUCUACGCCAUCGAAGCCACGUGCCACGCGCCUGACGCUGUGGGGUGCUACAGCGAGGUGAAGCGAGUGCUGAAGCCGGGGCAGUGCUUUGCGGCGUACGAGUGGUGCCUCACAGACGCCUACGACCCCACCAACGCACAGCACCAGGAGGUCAAGAGGGAGGUGGAGCUUGGCAACGGGCUGCCUGACAUCCGCACCACGGCGCAGAUCCGCCAGGCGCUCAUAGAUGCAGGCUUCGAGAUCCUGGAGGCGGCAGACCUGACGGAGACGGCAGAGGUGGCCUGGCACAAGCCCCUGGACCCCAGCUACUUCUCGCUCUCGCAGUUCAAACUCACUCGAGUCGGCCGCUUCCUCACCACCACCUUGGUGCAAGUGCUGGAGAGGCUACACAUAGCGCCAGCUGGCAGCUACCGUGUGCAGAAGUUCCUCGAGAGGGGGGCCGACGCGCUAGUGGAGGGCGGCAAGAGGGAGAUCUUCACGCCCAUGUAUUUCUUCCUUGCUCGCAAACCAUUGUAGCCCUGUGGGGUUCUCCGUGUGAAACAAUGCUCAAUAAAGCGUGAAAAUUGUGAUGCCUUUGAAAUAUCUUUGUUUUUUCGCCGAAGUACAAUGUUAUUUUGCCUGCUAGUCAACCACUUCAUAAAUUGUGUAGCCAAUA